This is a messenger RNA of Phyllostomus hastatus (greater spear-nosed bat), 1898 nucleotides long. RefSeq names its product 6-pyruvoyltetrahydropterin synthase (gene PTS). The coding region runs from base 439 to 801 and encodes 120 amino acids. Gene Ontology annotation, biological process: tetrahydrobiopterin biosynthetic process. The transcript is spliced from 7 exons. Gene Ontology annotation, cellular component: mitochondrion. The record is from RefSeq and is a predicted model, not a curated record. Gene Ontology annotation, molecular function: 6-pyruvoyltetrahydropterin synthase activity. Lineage: Eukaryota; Metazoa; Chordata; Mammalia; Chiroptera; Phyllostomidae.
UUACCAUCACAGAUAGGUGGGUGACAGAAGUCCUCACAUUUGGGAGAAGAAAUACAAAUAAUUGUAGAUAGUAGAAUAUGAAUAUAGAUCUGAAAAUCACCUGUUUAUUUUUUUUCUAUCACAGUCUGCCUGUUACCAGUGGUCCUCAGGUCCUCAGAGGACAGGAAGCCCCCUGUGUCAUGCUUAAUGGCUUCUUUUAAACUGACUGUUUCUCUGCAGCUGUGGUUGAAGCACCCACUACCAUCUCCUACCCUGCCCCCAACUCAGCCUUGGCAGAGUGUUGUUUUGAAGGACACAGCUAAAAUCUGGCAUUUCUUCUAAUCUCUGGUGCCUACAACAGUUCCAGACUCACAGUAUUAAGUAAAUAUUUAAUGAAAACAUGAAUGGAUGCAAGAGGUGACGUGGUACUGGUGCCGGUAGGAUGUGUGGAUAUUUCUUAUGGGCAGCAAGUCUCUGAGCAAUGAAGAAAACUUAAAACUGUUUGGGAAAUGUAACAAUCCAAAUGGUCAUGGGCACAAUUACAAAGUUGUGGUGACAGUACAUGGAGAGAUUGAUCCUGUUACGGGAAUGGUUAUGAAUUUGACUGACCUCAAAGGGUGUAUGGAGGAGGCAAUUAUGAAGCCCCUUGAUCAUAAGAAUUUGGAUCUAGAUGUGCCAUAUUUUGCAGAUGUUGUAAGCACAACAGAAAAUGUAGCCGUAUAUAUCUGGGAAAAUCUCCAAAAAUUUCUUCCUGUGGGAGUUCUUUAUAAAGUAAAAGUAUAUGAAACUGACAACAAUAUUGUAGCCUAUAAAGGAGAAUAGCCUUUAUGGCUUAAUACUAUAGAAAGAUUUAAUUUCUUUCCAAAUUUGAAAGAUGUCUUUAUCUUCUUGGGCUAUUAAGAAGUUAUCACAUAAUUAUUGCACUUCCACAUUGUAUUCUGGAGUGCUUCAUUUAUUGAAAUCAUUGAGUAAAACUUGUUUAAAUUCAAAUAUAUUUUAAAACCAAAUAUGUAAUUUAUCCUGAGUAUCGUUUAGAGAGUCUGUUUUAUAUAGAUUAAAAAUCACUUCAUUUCAGUCCUGACCGGUGUGUGGCUUGGUUGGACAGUCUCCCACAAAGCAAAAGGUCACCAAUUCUGUUCCAGUCAGGACACAUGCUGGUGUUGCGUGUUCGAUUUCUGGUUGGGGUGCAUAUGAGAGACAACUGAUCAGUGUUUCUCUCCCUCUCUUUCCCCUCCCUCCCCUCUCUAAAAAUAAAAAAAAAAGUCACUUCAUUUCAGCAAAAUGUUUUGGUGUAGAACUGUUUGAAAGAAGAAACAAUCUUUUUUUUUUAAUUACCUCGUUUUUAGUAUUCAUUUUUUUUCUGGUCUAAUAUAAAUAGCAGAGGUGUUUAUAAAGGUGUAACCACAAAGUCUGGAAACAUAGAUUUCUUAAUAGAUUGAACUCUGAUUACUUCUUUUAGGAUAUGCUGUAGGCACAAGUUUAUUCAAUGAAAAUUAGAAACACCUAUCAUCUGAGGCAAUACAUUGUGGAUGGAUGUACAGGAUUAAUGGCAUUGCUACUUCAGUGCACAUUGUUCAUUGCAGUUUUGCAUAGCUUAUUAUUGAAAUAUGCCUUCCUAGUGAGGAAUAGCACAUUGAAAAUCUCAUAGAACAUCAGUAAGCUUAUUAUUUUGAAUAUUUGUUUAUGUUUCCAAACCUUAGGGCAACGUGAACAAUUUUAACUUAGAAGACAAAACAGGGACCAAAAAUCCCCUUGUUGUUACUAUCACGUUAAUUAUCAACUGUUAACUCUUUUAUGCCCACCUUUGUAAAAGAAGUAUGUGUCUGUUUGUUUCACUUUUUAUCCAGUCCCAGAGAUCUCCCUGCUUUGCUUUCUCCCACCUCUCUAAUGCAUUAGCAAUGAAUUUCAUGUAACCCCAU